UUAGACAAUAAGAUAAGAGUUAUGCGUAAUAUGUGCUGUUUUUAAUUGAGAUAUGAGUUUUUAAUAGCACGCUAAGUAGCUGAUCACAAGUACUUGAUAUUAGUACAAAGCAAGCAGAAUGAGUAACGAAAAUAAUCAAGCCCGUGACUACUCAGGUCACAACCGAGACACACAGUUGGAUCUCUUUUCAUUAAUUGGAGGCAGCUGGCCCCCAGCUCCUCGUGAGCCUGAACAAGCCCAGUAUGGGACAUUGCCCAAUAAUUAUAGAUGCACUAUGCAACGACCAUCACAAAAUGAAAGAAUAAAAUCUGUAAAUCUUAUUAAUCACUUAGCUCCAGAAAAAAAGAGAAACAGAAAUAAUUUGACUCCAGCUGCCAAGUCUGUAAAUCCUGAAGAAGUUCAACAUUCAACCAAAAUGGUUAAUGAGCCUGAGAAAGUUGAAACAGGUAUAUUAGUAGAUGUGCCCGGCGGCGAUGCACCCGAAGAGUUGUACGAUUCCCCAGCGCUGGGGUCGCCGCGCACGGCGCAACCAAAAUCGCCGGUGCACGUUCCGGAAGACAUCGGCGUGGGUUCGCUAGUGGAGGUCGCCACUGAUGUUGAUCAACAUUACUACGGCGUCGUCAGAUGGAUCGGAAUUAUUGAUGACACGGCGACGGCUGGCGUGGAGCUGGAGGAGAGCGUGUGCGGGCUGGGCGACGGCAGCCGCGGUGGGGCGAAGCUGUUCUCGUGCGCGCCGGGCCGCGCGCUGUUUGUUCCGCUGCCGUUGUGCCGGCGAGACGCGCGCUUCCGCGACACCCCGCCUCCGGACCGCGCCGAUAUGCAUCAAGCUCAGGGCUACGAUCAGCCGGACUGUCCUAUCGUGACUGGUGUGGUGCCGCCGCUGAGCUCGCUGGGUACCAUCGCGGGCAAGAACCGCGGUAUUCAGGGCCACCACAACUCCUGCUACCUGGACGCCACCCUCUUCGCAAUGUUUACAUUUACUAGCGUUUUUGACGCACUGCUCUAUAGACCUCCAGAGCCGGAGGACUCCCCGCACUACUCGGAGGUGCAGCGCGUGCUGCGGGAGGAGGUGGUGAACCCGCUGCGGCGACACGGCUACGUGCGCGCCGACCGCGUCAUGAAGCUGCGCACGCUGCUCGAGCGCCUCUCCGACGUGCCCGGACUCACCUCCGAAGAGAAGGACCCGGAAGAAUUUUUGAAUGGCUUAGUAGCGCAAAUAUUAAGAGCUGAACCAUUCCUCAAACUGUCUUCGGGACAGGAGUCGUACUGUUAUCAAGUGUUUGUGGAAAGAGACAGGAAGGUGACGUUCCCCAGCGUGCAGUGUCUCGUGGAACAGUCCUUCGCAACAUCAGGCGUUAAACUCUCUGAGGUUCCUUCAACUUUAAUAAUACAAAUGCCUCGAUUUGGUAAACAAUAUAAAUCAUAUGAACGUGUGCUGCCAACACCACAUCUAGAUAUCACUGAUCUUAUUGAAGGAUUGCCGCAGCAGUGCGUGCUGUGCGGCGCGCUGGCGACGUGGCAGUGCGGCCCGUGUCAGCGCAACUGCGAAAUGGACGGCAGCACGCUCUGCGACAGGUGUCUGCGUCUCUCACAUCCAACCACACCGCGGCACAAGGCGUCUCCACUAAAAAUUUGCGAGGAUAUGCUCGAUACUCCAGAACCGUUUGACGGACCGAGAGUGUUCAUGGAGCUGUUUGCGGUCCUGUGCAUCGAGACCAGCCACUACGUAGCGUUUGUCAAGACUGGGGUCGGUCAUGACGCCCCUUGGUGCUUCUUUGAUUCCAUGGCUGACAGAAAAGGUGAACGCAACGGGUACAACAUCCCGGAGAUCGUGCCGCUGCCGGAGCUGGGGGCGUGCCUGGCACGCGAGGGGGCGUGCGAGCGCCAGCUGCCCGCAUAUUCCAAGCGGCUACUCUCUGACGCCUACAUGUGCUUCUAUCGGAACCACGACGUCGCCAUGUACCGUUAGCACAGCUAACUCCGCAUUGCUAACUCGCACCACUGAAAUAUACACGUGUUCUUCCGAGGUUUGGAUAGCUUCACAUAAACUAAAUCUAUGGGCUAUACCAAUGCUUAAGUUUGAGACAAAUCUCGAAUUAUUGAUUGGAAUAUAAAGGACAUACCACCGAUAAAAUUUGAACAAAAUCUCACUUUAAUAUACAGGGAACGCAAUUUUUUAUGUUUGAAAAUCCAAUGUUUUUUCUCGAUUGUGGACAUCCUGGGUUUAUUUAUAUUUAACCAUAGAAGGCAGGCAGCAUCCAUACUUGUACAGAUUAUUGACCUUAGAUUUAAAAUCAACAUAGGUUUUGGACUCAGAAACCCACGGUUAAAUGUUUUGCAUUUACAAAACAGUUACUGUUUAGCUUUAUACCAAAAAAAACCUUACUCUUAAUACUUGCAACAUGUUUACUAUCAUCAAAUAGAAUUGUUCACUGUAGAACUUUAUUCGUUAAUCUUAUACAUUAUAUUCUACUACUAUUAGUUUGCUGUUGUCUUUAUAAUCUUUCGAUAACUUAGUUUUAAUAUUGAUGUAACCAUAAAGAUUAGUAUUAUUUGUAUGAAAAUAUUGUGACCAUAAUGAAAAAAUAUAUUAUGGAGUUAGUUU
Molecule: messenger RNA, 2605 nt
Organism: Papilio xuthus (Asian swallowtail)
Lineage: Eukaryota; Metazoa; Arthropoda; Insecta; Lepidoptera; Papilionidae
Gene: CYLD
Product: ubiquitin carboxyl-terminal hydrolase CYLD
Exons: 11
Coding region: 119-1969 (616 amino acids)
Biological process (GO): protein deubiquitination
Molecular function (GO): cysteine-type deubiquitinase activity
Source: RefSeq, a predicted model, not a curated record